Messenger RNA from Rhineura floridana, 7147 nucleotides. RefSeq names its product FERM, ARH/RhoGEF and pleckstrin domain protein 1 (gene FARP1). Bases 755 to 3886 code for a protein of 1043 amino acids. The record is from RefSeq and is a predicted model, not a curated record. The transcript has 28 exons. Gene Ontology annotation, cellular component: cytoskeleton. Gene Ontology annotation, molecular function: cytoskeletal protein binding; guanyl-nucleotide exchange factor activity. Lineage: Eukaryota; Metazoa; Chordata; Lepidosauria; Squamata; Rhineuridae.
GGCGCCCUUUAAAAGAUCUCUCCCCCUCCCGGUCCAUCAGCCUUGAGCCCAUCGGAAGAAGGCAGAGGGGACGGGAAAGGUUCCUCCCGCUCCAUUUCCCCUUCUCCGGCGGGCGUGUACAGAGGGGGGCAUUGACUUCGCAGGGCUGUGCUUAUUACAGGCGAGAAGAAAGGGGACGAGGGGGCUGUGCAGCGGGGCAGGACUCACAAGCGGACGCUGGAGGGGGCUCUUCACCGCCUCGGCUUCCCUCUCCGCCUCCCCCUGAGGCGGGGGCCGGGUUGGUAGUGGGAGGGGAAGGAGAAGGCGACGACAACGACAACAGCAGCAGCAGCCGCGCUCGAUUCCUGCUUCUUGGGUCGGCGGGGCUUUCGGCCCCUGACCCUUUUGCUGACGCGCCCCUUUCCUUUCCCUUUUCGCGCGCGCGAAGGCGAGCGAGCUCUAGCUAUGGCGACCUUGUUCCCUUCGCUUCCUCGCUGCUCCCUCUACCGCCCCUCUCCUCCCCCCACUGCCUUCGCCUCUUCCUCCUCCUCCUCCUCCUCCGCCGUUGUCUCCUGGAACCUUUAAUGGCUUCGACCAUCCGGCGGCCCCAACUCGACUUGUCCUGCGCCACCGGCGGCCACCACAGCGAGCGAGAGCCUGAGAGGAGCGCCGCGCACGGUCAGAGGACAUCCCCUUCACCUCAAUUAGGAGCAGGUUACCUAUGUCUCUUGGCAGAGCUCUCCUGUCCCAGAAAUAGAAACUUGUUUCUCCAAACAUGGAUGAAGUGGAGCAGAGGCCAACAGCAGGAUCCCGGCUAGGAGUUCAGGAGAAUGCUGGGAUCAGUACUUUGGAACAUGGACAAAAAAUGCCCACAACACCAACAGGAAAACUUAUUUCUAUCAAAAUCCAGAUGCUGGAUGAUACCCAGGAAACAUUUGAAGUUCUGCAAAGAGCUCCAGGGAAGGCCUUGCUGGAUGCAGUCUGCAAUCACCUGAACCUUGUUGAAGGUGACUAUUUUGGCCUUGAGUUUCUGGAUCAUAAAAAAAUCAUGGUAUGGCUGGAUCUUUUGAAACCUAUCGUGAAACAGAUCAGAGGACCUACGCACGUAAUUCUAAAUUUUGUGGUGAAAUUCUUCCCGCCUGAUCAUGCUCAGCUGCAAGAAGAGUUAACAAGGUACUUAUUUGCACUGCAAGUGAAGCAGGAUUUAGCACAAGGUAGACUAACCUGUAACGACACCAGUGCUGCUCUCUUAAUCUCACACAUUGUACAGUCUGAGAUAGGGGAUUUUGAUGAAACCAUUGAUCGUGAACACUUAUCAAAGAACAAGUAUAUACCUCAGCAAGAAGCAUUAGAAGACAAAAUAAUGGAAUUUCAUCGGAAUCAUAUUGGACAAACACCAGCAGAAUCAGAUUACCAGCUGCUUGAGAUUGCCCGUCGUUUGGAAAUGUAUGGAAUCCGAUUGCAUCCAGCCAAGGACAGAGAAGGAACUAAGAUCAACUUGGCAGUUGCCCAUACAGGCAUUCUGGUGUUUCAGGGUCACACCAAAAUCAAUGCCUUCAACUGGGCUAAAGUUCGAAAACUGAGCUUUAAGAGGAAGCGUUUUCUUAUUAAAUUGCGUCCAGAUGUAAACAGUUCCUUCCAAGACACACUAGAAUUCCUGAUGGCCAGUCGGGAUUUUUGCAAGGCCUUUUGGAAGAUCUGUGUAGAACACCAUGCCUUCUUCAGACUUUUUGAGGAACCUAAACCAAAGCCUAAACCUGUUAUUUUUACUAGAGGGUCAUCCUUUAGGUUCAGUGGCCGAACUCAGAAGCAGGUUCUUGACUUUGUCAAAGAAGGAGGACACAAAAAAGUACAGUUUGAAAGGAAACACAGCAAGAUUCACUCCAUUAGGAGUUUGACAGCAAAGCCUUCAGGACAGCAUUCAGAGGUGCCAAAACAAAGCUGUAGUUUUACAUAUGGAGAUGGUGCUGAUUCCUCAGUGGUGCAAAAAUGCCGGCAGGGGAAGGAAUUAAGAGUUUCAGUGGAAGAUGGUGGACAGCACACAAGUCCUUCCCUGAAAAAGAGCCCUAAAGAAGGCAGGAGGCUGGAUGGUGCUAUGAUGGAAGUAAUGGAGGAAGAAGAGGAGGUCGUAAAGGACAGAUCACAUCACAGUAGAUCCCAGGCGCAGCAACCAAGCACAGCAGGCUCUCUUGCUGGCAGCCCUCACCUUUCAGAACUGUCAAUCAAUUCCCAAGGUGGACCAGCUAUGGCAAAUGCAACAUUAUCUCCUAAUUUGAGUCCCGAUAACAGGCAGGCUUCUCCAUUAGUCAGCCCUCUGAUGAAUGACCAAACUGGUGCCCGCACAGAUGAUGAAGAGGAGAUCAGAAGGAAGAGGUUUCCAACUGACAAAGCAUACUUCAUUGCUAAAGAAGUUUCCACCACAGAACGAACUUACCUGAAGGACCUCGAAGUCAUCACAUUGUGGUUCCAGAGCACAGUAAGUAAAGAUGACUGCAUGCCAGAAACACUGAAGAAUUUCAUCUUCUCCAGCUUUGAACCUUUGCACAAAUUUCACACCAACUUUCUAAAGGAAAUAGAGCAGCGCCUUGCCCUGUGGGAAGGCCGCUCUAAUGCCCACUUGAAAGGAGAUUACCAAAGAAUUGGGGAUGUUAUGCUGAAGAACAUCCAGAAUAUGAAGCAACUCACAAUUCAUUUGCGGAAGCACACUGAUGUUCUGGUUGAGCUGGAGAAUGAGAUCAAGAACUCUCGAAAGCUGGAAACCUUAUGCAGAGACUUUGAGAUGCAGAAAGUCUGUUAUCUCCCCCUCAACACCUUCCUUCUCAGGCCUCUGCACAGGCUUAUGCACUACAAGCAAAUAAUGGAAAGGCUCUGUAAACAUUAUCCACCUAAUAAUGUGGACUUCAGGGACUCCAGAGCUGCUCUUGCAGAGAUUUCAGAAGUGGUGGCUCAGCUUCACAGCAGCAUGCUAAAGAUGGAGAAUUUCCAGAAGCUGCAUGAAUUGAAAAAAGAUUUGAUAAGUAUUGACAAUCUGGUGAUUCCAGGAAGGGAGUUUAUUAGACUGGGUAGCCUUAGUAAGUUGUCUGGAAAAGGCUUACAGCAGCGGAUGUUCUUCCUGUUCAAUGAUGUCUUGCUGUACACAAGCAGAGGCCUAACAGCAUCAAAUCAAUUCAAAGUCCAUGGGCAGCUUCCACUAUAUGGUAUGAUGACAGAAGAAAGUGAAGAAGAAUGGGGGGUUCCUCACUGCUUUACACUGAGAGGUCAACACCAGUCCAUAGUUGUGGCUGCAAGCAGUCGCACUGAAAUGGGCAAGUGGAUUGAGGACAUACGGAUGGCAAUUGACUUGGCAGAAAAUUGUAAUGGCCCAACUCCUGAAUUCCUAGGGAGUAGCCCACCUGACACUAAAUCCCCUGAGGAAUCCACUGUAGACCAGGAAUCAGAAGACGAUCUCAAUGCAUCCCGUACCUCACUUGAACGUCAAGCUCCUCACCGUGGCAACACUACGGUGCACGUCUGCUGGCACAGAAAUACCAGCGUUUCCAUGAUCGACUUUAGUAUUGCUGUGGAGAACCAACUCUCUGGAAAUCUUUUGAGAAAGUUCAAAAACAGCAAUGGGUGGCAGAAGCUCUGGGUGGUAUUCACCAACUUCUGCAUGUUUUUCUACAAAUCCCACCAGGACAAUCAUCCUUUAGCUAGCCUUCCUCUGCUGGGUUAUUCUCUUACCAUUCCAUCUGAAUCUGAGAACAUUCAUAAAGAAUAUGUCUUUAAGCUACACUUCAAAUCCCAUGUGUACUAUUUCAGGGCGGAGAGUGAAUAUACAUUUGAAAGGUGGAUGGAGGUGAUCCGAAGUGCCACAAGCCCUGCCUCACGCAUUCGUGUUUUAAGUCAUGAAGAAUCACAUGUUUAUUGACAACUGAACUUCAGAAUGUUCAUUCCAGCAACUGCUGCUUUUCUAGAGGACAUUUGAAUUUAUUUUUUCCUUUUAAAGUUUAGUAAAACAUAAAUUUGGGUUUUUUAAAAACAAAAUUGUUUUGGAGCAGCUUUUUGUAAUAUUGCCUCAGCAGGAUUAUUUACUAUUAUCGGCCAAAUGACAGUUCCAUGUCUCGUAUUUGUCCUUUGGUGUGGUUUUUUAGCUUGUGCCAGUAUUAAAAUAUUGUCCUUGGAGUGCCAAAUGCCAAAAGACAUUUCCUUGCCUCAAAAGAUUUGCACCAGGAAUAAUACCAUUUUUGUAGUAACUUUGUAUUCAAUAUUUCCCUGUAAAGCAAAAUGCCUUUUCCUUUCAGACAAACCCUCAAAGUGAUUAAUUAGUAGACUGGUAAUUUUUUUAAAAAAUGUGUUACCUAUGUAUUGCAUAAACAGCCUUCAACAUAAGUGUACAUAAGGAGCCGUCUCAAUGCAAGGAGGUUACUUUUCAUACAUUAUUCAGUGUUUCUACACAUUUUACUUCUAAAAAUUAAGAUUACCAACCAAGGCUGUAGCUUGCUCGUUUUAUCUUACUGGUGGAAGCUAAAAGCAUUUGCUUCAAAUAUGGUCAGGAAGUUCUCAGUACUCUUCCUUGGUGCAAAUUAUGUUCCAGUACAUAAAACUCUUGCAAGGUGAACAGUUUAUACAAUUAUCCUGUGCAAUAUUUAGAAUAUUGAUUAAAGGUUGAAAAGGGGGAUGUGGAAGCUGGUCUAACAAUGUCAACAGCUGUCUAGUACAAGAAUUGUGGCACUAAUUUGUGGUUUAGUAAAGACAGGAACAGAUGUAAUUCAGCUGAGUUUUGGAAGAAUUGCUUUUUUCCCUUCAGACAUUGUUUCUGCACCUUUAUUUACAAGUGGUACUAUAAACCAAUUCCCAUUUUAUGUAUAUACAUUUGAAAGCAAUUAGACACAGCAUCUUUAAAACAUUUACAUUGCGGUGUUUGGAUCAAAUGUAGCCUGAGUAGAAAGCUCAACAUUUUGAAGAGAAUUUGAGACUACAGCAUUGUUUGCUGGUAGUUCCAAGAAAAUUAUUUUAAACCUGUCUAUAAUAUGAAACCAGGUUCAGUCACAUUUACCACAGUCAUUUAGGAAACACAGGAAAAGGUAUAGCCCGUAAACAACACAGAGAAUGAGACAGCUGUCAGUGCUGAAGUAAGCCCUGCUGGACUCAUUGGAACUUAUUCCUAGGCGAGAGUGCAUUCACACACGCACACACACAUGCGCACGCACAAACACGAGCGCAUGCAGGGAUUACCUCUUUCCUGUCAAGGGUCACAUUCCUUCAGCAGCAAUCUACCACACGCUGACUUUGGCCAGGGCUGAAGCCUGUGGAGGGUGGGGCCAGAGCCUCCUUGCUUUCUCUCACUGGUACACCACUUUCUUUCUCCCCACCCAGAGGGCUGCUUGAGGAGAGACAGAUUGCUUUUGUAGAGCCUGAACUGAAUGAGGAUACAGAUUGCCCACCCAAUAUAGAAGAUUGCAACCUUAGAUUCUUGACUUAUCUGCCACCAUCUGUCUUUGGUAGCUGGCUUGUUAAACAACUACUGCCCUCUUUUACAAUGUGUAAGAGUGGUUUAAAAUUUGUUUAUUGAAAAAGGGAAUAAAACAUAACAUCUUAAACCAUCCUGCAGUUUUAAGGUAGUAGCUUGUCACGUCUUCCUUCUUUAAAGAGUUUGCUUUUCUUAAAAAGGGAUUUUCUCUUUAAGAUUCCAGUAUGUCAAAGUACAUGAAUUGCCAAUGGUAUCUCUUUCUGAAAUAAUAAAACAACAAAGUUUAAUCUUGCUAUUUAUGACUUUUCAAUCUAUGUAUGCUAACUUAGUGUAACUUAAAUCGACUGAAUUCUGCAUGAACACAUCCCAUACUGCAAGAUAGUAUCAUAUUCUAUAUGAUUCAGUUCAGGUUAACAAGACAUCAUCUUUUAGGUGGAAGCUAUGUGUAUGUCAUUAAUCUCCUGGAGGACAUGCGUUCAGCAUGUUUUCAGUGAAUUAUCAGCUACCCCGACAGGGAAGAUGUUGCUCAUAGCAACCGAAUUCCCACUUCUGCUAUUAUUACUUAGCUCUGCUUUGUGCAGAUGUAUCCCCCUCCCCCAAUUUGUUCCAAAUAUCAGCUAGCAGUUCCUAAAUUGGUAACUAAGGCUGCAGUCCAAACCCCCUUUGGUUGGAGGCAGGGGUUGAAUUGGAUAGAGGUGACUGUCCACCCAACCCUACCCAUCUGAACGGGUAGGCAGAACUGUUGCUGGUGGGAUCUUUGCCUGUAAGGCACUGGACCUGAUGCCAGAUCACUGUGCCAGCUUCAGGCUGCUGUAGUGAUUUAAUGCCCCUGCCCUGGUCAGCAGGAGUGGCAGGGCUGUACUGGUACCUCUUCUCCUCAGCCAGGGUUUGGAUUGCAGUAUAAGCUUCCCAGAAGCGGGGUGUGUGUGUUUUGCUCCAUGAUUGUAAGGAUUGCUGUUCUAAUGCCUGAAACCAUCAGCAAACAAGCCCUUUCACCAGACACAGAUAUCUAAGCAGCCAGCUGAGACGUUUGUGGGGUAGGAUACUGUACCUUUUAACAAGGUUUUCUGCCACUCAGUAUUUAGAUGCAUAUAUCACCAGUCAAAUUACUUUGUUAUGAGCAACAGUUAUCACAACCAGCUGGUUCUGAGGGUACCACAAGCAGGUUACUCCGUUGACUGAGAAACUGAAGUUGUCUCGCAGUGAGCUGGGGAUGCACCUAGUAAUACUGCCCUCUGUGCAGCAGCAUCAGAUAGGUUCUACUCAGGUCAUCAUUCUUGGCUUAAUAUUGCACAAGUGUUUAUUUGGGUACUGCUUUGAAAAGUAACCUCAGCCCCCUCUUAAUUAGGAUGCAUUUCCUCCACCUGAGUAUUAUUCAUGUAGUGUAACUGAUUAUUUGAACACAAUUUAAGUUGGACGCUAGAAGAACAUUAAAAUCAUAUAUCAAUACAAUGCAAACAACAUAUAGCCCGGGAAUACAAAAACAAGGAAACCCAACUGUAAUUUGUGAUUUUGCUAUGUAUGAACUCUUACUUCUCUGGACUACUAGCCUUUCCUAUUUUCCAUAUGAUAAUAACCUCUAAAUAUGUAGUUUCCAUUAAACAAUCAUCUGGGAACAGACAAGCACAAAUUAAUGUAUAUUUACCUGUAUACUGUAAUGAAAAAAGUGUUAAAAUUCCUACACCUUAAGCAGGGCUGGAAAUAAAAGUGUCAACAUUC